Molecule: messenger RNA, 867 nt
Organism: Ambispora gerdemannii
Lineage: Eukaryota; Fungi; Glomeromycota; Glomeromycetes; Archaeosporales; Ambisporaceae
Source: the annotation of a GenBank genome assembly
AUGUCUUUCAAUGAUUUGGAAAGAGGUGAUGAUAGAAGCGCUUAUGGUUCCCGUAGCGGGCGUCUUUAUGGAACUCCGGGGUCUGCCUCAGGUGUAUCCCUCCAACCAUUAGACGACGACAGACAAUAUAAAACGUUAAAGAAAAAUCUGUCUCAACAAAUUUUUGUGAUCACCAGUAAUGUGGCUUCGAUACAGAAACUAGUGGGGCUUUUGGGAACAGCAAAGGAUACGCAAGAGUUAAGGCUUAGACUACAUAAAUUAACCGACGAUACGCGCGAUCUGGUCAAAGACACAAGUAACGAUAUUAAAAAACUAUCUCAUCUUGAAGGAAGUAGUGGGCAAACCGAAAUCAAGCGGGCACAACAAAAACGUGAACAGCAAAAACUUUCACAAGAUUUUCAAAAGACACUUCAAGAAUUUCAAAAAGUGCAAAGACUUUCUGCUGAGAAACAGCGAGAAUAUGUCGAUAAAGUGAAAGCUCAUAAUGUUCGAAAUGAUGUUUAUGAUGAAGAAGCGGGUAUUUCUGAAGAACAACCUCUUAUUGAUGAUUCGCAACGUCGUCUUCAGGUUCAAGUUCUCGAUAAUGAAAUAGAGUAUAAUGACUCAUUGAUAGCAGAACGUGAGGAAGAAAUUAGAGAAAUAGAACAAGGAAUCAACGAACUUAAUGAGAUCUUUAGAGAUCUGGGUACUUUGGUAACGGAACAGCAGUCAAUUAAUGUCGACAAUAUUUCAUCCAAUAUGCGAAAUGCGGCCGAAGAGUUAUCUGUUGCUGAUCGAUAUCAAAAGAAUGCUCGAAAUCGGAUGUGCUGUCUUUUACUAAUUUUCGCGAUUGUUGGUGCAAUAGUGGUUUUAGCGGCCUUGGCUUAG